AUGGAAAUCCCAGCCGAUGUUGUGGCCCUUCGCCAAGAGGCCGACAGGCUUAGACGUCAGACGAGGUUCCUGGACGGCCACGUUCUCAGACGACUCUCCGAACUCGAGCGAAAAUCAGGUGAGCUCAUGUUUCGUAGCAUCCCCCGGAACAGACACUUGCGGUUGACUAAGGUAGGAUGCACCGUUGAUUUCCACGGCUUGAUCAGGGGGGAAUGCAUGCAGGUCUUGCACUCUUUUCUCAGGGACUGCGUGGCACAGGACGUGGAGGAGGUCGUCAUCAUUACGGGCAAAGGGCUCCACUCGCUCCGUGGAGAACCCGUGCUGAAGGGCGUCGUCGAGGAUUACUGCAGAGAGCGUUGCUUUCGCUGCACCCCCGACCCGUGGAAUGAAGGCCGGCUCACUAUUAGAAUAAAAAAAUGA
Macrobrachium nipponense is the source of this 420-nucleotide messenger RNA. RefSeq lists its product as uncharacterized. The coding region runs from base 1 to 420 and encodes 139 amino acids. The record is from RefSeq and is a predicted model, not a curated record. The transcript is spliced from 2 exons. NCBI's taxonomy places the organism in Eukaryota, Metazoa, Arthropoda, Malacostraca, Decapoda, Palaemonidae.